UUUUCUUCUCUUUCCAGAACACCGCAUCUCUUCCGGCCUUCCCCACUGUUUUAUAGGCAGCUCCUCCGAAAGCGAAGUCCAACGCCCCCCACCUCCUCCGUUCGCGCAAAAACACCAAGCCCACCCAAGAAAAUCCUUUGCCCAAACUGCCCCUCGCCGGCGGGAGGCGAUGUGCCCGACGACGCCCGAUCGCCGGAAUCAGCACGGCUCCGCCGAGGCGGGCUGGCGGGAGGAGGCCGUGGCCGCCGGUUCGCUGCGGCAGGUACACCUGGACCGGGGUACCAAUGGCUGGGCCUCGCCGCCGGGGGACCUGUUCCACCUGCGCGCGCGGGGGUACUUCUCCGGCGGAGGGGGCAGGCGUGCGAAGGCGCCGUCCGUCGCGGAGUGGCUGCUCCGGCCCGCCGGCGUCGACUGGCUCCGCUCCCACUCGCGGCUCGACCACGUGCUCGCCCGCGACGACAACCGCGUCGCCGCUGCCUUCCGCCGCGCGCGCCUGAGGAAGGACCCCACCGCCCACUUCCUCCUCGCCGUCAAUCUCCAGGUGCCGGGCCGGCCGGACGCGUACAGCGCGGUGUUCUACUUCGCGGCGGAGGCGCCCAUCCCGCCGGACUCGCUGCUCGGUCGCUUCGUCCACGGCGACGACGCGUACCGCAACGCCCGGUUCAAGAUCGUGAACCGCAUCGUCAAGGGUCCGUGGCUUGUCCGCGCCACCGUCGGCAACUACGCGGCGUGCCUCCUCGGCCGCGCACUCACAUGCCGCUACCACAAGGGCGACGACUACCUCGAGAUUGACGUGGACAUCGGCAGUUCGGCGAUCGCCAGCGCCAUCCUGCAUCUGGCGCUGGGCGCCGUCACGUCGGUGACCAUCGACAUGGGGUUCCUUGUCGAGUCCCAGUCCGAGGAGGAGCUGCCUGAGAGGCUCUUCGGCGCUGUGCGCAUCGCUCAGAUGGAGAUGGGUGCAGCUAAGUACGUGGAGCCGCCGCCGGAUGAGGCGAUGUCUGAGACGGCCGGCAAGGCUGGGGCAGGGUUCAGGGUUGGGUCGGCGAAGGUGGCGAAUCAUAGCCGCCAACAAGAACAUGCCGGCCGCAAGGUCGGCAGGUCGAUGAGUUGCCAGGAGCGCGAGAUUGGAGGAAAAUAGAAGGGAAAGAUGCAAGUGUACUGCAAAAAUCAUCCAUCAGGUGGAGAAAAACGGCGCGAACUGGAGGAGAAAGGUCGGGUAACACAACAUAAUAAGCCGGGAGAGACGGAGCCACGGAAGCUCCCUUCAUAAUGUCAAAGUUCAUUUGGCUGUGAUCAGAACUUAAACCUGAUGGAUGCGAAAUAGUAUAUUUCUUUGGUGAGUGUCAUAAUUGUGAUGCCCGGCUUGUCUUCAGUUGCAGCUAACCCGGGUUUCGCUCCUAAUUGCAAAAUAUUUGGCCUGAUCA
Phragmites australis (common reed) is the source of this 1424-nucleotide messenger RNA. RefSeq names its product protein ENHANCED DISEASE RESISTANCE 2-like. NCBI's taxonomy places the organism in Eukaryota, Viridiplantae, Streptophyta, Magnoliopsida, Poales, Poaceae. The coding region runs from base 170 to 1138 and encodes 322 amino acids. The transcript is spliced from 3 exons. The record is from RefSeq and is a predicted model, not a curated record.